AUUGUCGAAGGCACCUAAUAAAAAAGGAUGUUCGCACGCACGCAUCCUGUCCGUACCUGAAUGCUAUGAUUGAUAAAUGAAAAGCUCCGACCAGAGCGAUGCCUGCUCGCCGCAUCUGGGCCGCUGGCUAUCGGGAUAGUGCGGGUCCGCAGAUUCUGUCGUUGCUGCAGAAGUUUCUGGUUUUCCAGCAUGCUGUCGAAGCGUCCCUCAUCUCCUACCUCACAGGAGAGCAGGAGAAUGCUGCUCCUGGUGCAGCCAACCAGCAGCAGCUCUAUGAUUCACCGUCGUCUGGGCUGGAUCCAAACCACGACGGGUUGGCGGUAACUCCCACCACGUCUUUCGUCCAGUUUGAGACAAGAAAUGCGCGGGCCCGGGAGUUCGAGUCGUCGGACCUGCAGCGAUAUGCUGUGCAAAAGCAUCGUACUCGUAGUGAUUGCAGUCAUGCAUGACGAAUCUGGUUCCUUAGCUUAUUCAGCAUUACAAAUUCUAUUGUUCCUUCUGGAAAGAUUUGUAAUGCUAUUUCUACUAGUACGAUACUUUUGCAAUGCAUAAGCGACCCGGAUCGCGGUACUUGGUCCAGCCGCAGAUCCGGUACAGUACAGACCCGAACAAGAGACAACCGAGUGGCCGUCCAUCCUCUCGUCGUCCGCAGCGUAAUGUAGGGCACAAGACUUUCGGGCAGAUCGUUACCAGCGCGGACGUGGAUUUGUUGGUGAAGAAGCGCAGGAAAGUCGCGAAGAAAAAGGUGGUCAGCGAAUACGACUACGGGUACAACUACGAUUUCGGCUUUGGUGCCGACAACGACACCAACAACACAAACGCGACCGAGGAACCCACAACGGAGGAACCAACCACCGAGGAGCCGACAACGGAGGAACCGACGACAGAAGCAGCCAUAGACCCGGACAACACCACAACCCUAGCACCGGAGCCCACCCCGCCGCCGCCGCCCCCGACGCCGCCGAAUCCCCCGGCAAACAUCACCACAACGGUGUCGCCGUUAACACCGCCACCGGAGGAGGAGGAAGAGGAGGUGGUGCUGGUAUGUCCCAGCGGCUACGUGCAGCGGAACGGCGGCAUUCCGGGUCCGGGGGAUCUGGGCGGCGCGGGGACCCUGAUUCAGUGCGGCGACCUGUGCAACACCAUGCCGAAGUGCCAAUCCUUUGAAAGCAGUAUGAAAUGGGGCUGAGUAGAACAAAAGGGUGCAGAUGAAUCGGCAAGCUUGUUGCUUUGCUAAGUGGAGAGGGAGUUAGGUUUCUCGUCUGUGGUAGGCAUGAUGCGAAGAUGAUUUCGGCAUAGCAAUAUGCAUUGCGUUCUGCGCAGAAGACUGCACUCUUUUCGGUCUGAUAAAAAACGACGAAUCCUGCCAGAUCAAUUACGGCCACGUUCCCACCGAUCAAGCGGUAGAGGGCUUCAUAUUCUGCAGCAAAGGUACUAUGGGUUGCUUCUUUAGAAGUAGAUUUUGGGAUUGAACAAGAGGCAGUUCUUAUUAGGGUUGGAGUUCUUGCAGGGAAAAAAUUGUGAUGAUGCUGCCCGUGUGCUGCAGCUCUGGUCGUGUGAGUGUUUUUUUGAAAAACAAAUUGGCAAUGGGAGACUUCGACAGCCAUAUAGAUUCGGAAUAGAUUCCAAAUAGAUUUGAAAUAGAUGGUUUCUGUUUUCCGAAAAAGCGUCUGCAGUUCUGCAGCACGCGAUCGAACGGAGAAUAAAAACAGUCACCGAAGUCGCGAGCUGGGCGAAAAAUGAAAACAAUUCUGACCAAAAUUUCCCGGGCCGAUGAGAAGUGGCCACAAGGUGCCUGCCCUAGCCCGAGAAAGUGGCCAGGUGAAGGGGGUAAUCUUGCAGCGCAAGCGCCGCGCUAUGCUUUUAGUUGGGCCUAGACUCUCGGACCAAGUAAGAGCAUACCCUGGCGCCUGGGAAAAAGAUUGCUCUGGCCCGCAAAAGUUGGCACAGGCGCCACGGCAUUCUUUUGCCGGGGCUGCCAGGUUUUAAGGCCAGGCACUGUCACAGCGGUGCGCUUGUGAUGCGAAAUUAAUUCUCCUGGCCCGAGAAAGUGGCCAGAUCGAUGAUGGGGGCGCGUGGUGUUUCUGAUGCGAAAAUGUUCUGGCCCGAGAAAGUGGCCAGAUAAGGGGGGGUGAUCUUGAAGUACAAGCAGCACGCUGUGCUCUUGCCUGGGCCUCUCGACUUUGAGGCCAGGUAAGAGCAUAGCAUGGCGCUUGGGAGGAAAAAAGGCCGCGUCAGCCGAAAAAAAGUUGGCCCAAACACCACGGCACUCUCUUACCUGGCCUGGCAAAUUUUUAGGCCAGGUAAGAGAGCAGCGCGGUGUUUGGGAUGCGAAAACGUCCCGGCCUGAGGUGGCCAGGAGAAAGAGACACUUUUUUUAGCACAAUCGCCAUGCUGUGCUCUUACCUGGGCCUCCAGAUUUUGAGGCCAGGUAAGAGGAUAGCAUGGCGCUUGGAAGGAAAAAAGGCCACGUCAGCCGAAAAAAAGUUGGCCAAAACACCACGGCACUCUCUUACCUGGCCAGGCAAGUUUUGGCGCCAAAUUACGGCCACGUUCCCACCGAUCAAGCGGUAGAGGGCUUCAUAUUCUGCAGCAAGGGUACUUAUCGUUUACUUGUCUUUUCCAAGUAGAUUUUGUGGUUGACGAGGCGUUCGUUAGGAGUGGUUUUGCAUGGAACACUAUUCUAUUGUGAUGAUGCCCGUGUAGUGCAAUUCUGUUUGUCUGAAAAUAAAUGUUCUUUCGGAAAACAAUAUGGAUAACAAGAGUCCGUGAGACGACCAUACCAAUUUAUUCUCAGCUGCCACCGAGUUUCCCGUCGAGAUCGCUCCGGACAUGAUUCUGUUGAAGUUUCAGAAAGGGUCGGAGAUGAAUAUGACCUGCUCAAACGUUACAAUCUCAAGCGUUACAAUAAAAUAUGGAAAUCUGUGAUGCAAGAGCGCAUGAUCUAGCCAACUCUCAUAGGAUUGCGCAUGACAAGUUCCGGAGCCCCACCCCCCACUACAAUCAGGCGAAAUUUGUAUUGCAGAACGUGGAACGCUCUGCGAGUCUGUCAUGCUCAUCAUGCAAGACAAAUCUCAGACUCUAUUGAAACGUUUGAGAUUGUAACAGCUGAGCAGGUUAUAAUGAAGUGUCCGGCGGGGUUUCACGCCGCGAACGACGCGGAGUGCAACGCUCUGGCGAUCUAUCCACAGUAAAUUUCCCGUACACGUACAAAUGUGGUUUCUGCAUUACAAAACUUGCCUUCAAUCCUAGUGCAGCAUGACAAGCUGGGCUUUGCAAGGUAGCGAAAUUUGUCAUGCAUUUUGUACAUGUACAGGAAAUUUACAUUGCAUACGAUCAAAGAGGACAUGGACUUCGGCGGUUCCAUCUACAAUCGUGGCGAGCACAUCGACGGCUGCACGCUCGCAUGUAUCGCAAAACUGUCUGAGUCAGGAAGAAUGCAAGAUUUGUCAUGCUUGUCUGGCAUGAAACAAAAAUCUGUGAUGCAUGGGCACGAAGCGGUCCUGUAUUCUGUCAUGCAAGCACGCAGCUUGCCAUGCGGAACACGCAACACAAAGGAGCCCAAAAAAUUUGUCAUGCUUGGCUCCGUAUUGCAGUGGAUGAACUCUCAUUCACUUUUAGCAUUACAUUUUUCCAGACCCAGACAUAUUUGCAAUGCAUAGCUCACCUACGCGGACAACAGUGAGGGCGCUGUGGACGUGCGCAACGAGGUGUUUUUCAAUGUGCGACCCCCGGUGGCCGCGGACAAACCGCCCACGAAGGGACACCGCAUUUGCACCCCGGACGCGCCGGCGUUUGUUACCGGGUACGGGUUCGUGUCGCAGGGGGAGGAGUGCAUCCCGAAUGGGGGCUUUCGCGAGUGGGUGGAGGGCGGUCCGGACCUGAUCGGGCAGCCGUGGUACUGCGCGCGGCAGUGCGACCUGGAGCGGGAUUUCUACUGCGAAAUGUACAGCUCCAGCCCGGGUCGGUACUGCAAGCUGUACAGCGAUUGCCGGCAAAAGGUGAUGAUCACCGGGCUGCGACCGUCCUAUUUAUACAAACGAAUCGGUCCCUCGGCGAGCUAUCAAAGUGAAAGAAGCCCCCACCCCAUAUCGAAAACGGAAGAUGCGCGAAUUUGUGAUGCUGUAUUUGAGUACACAAGUCGACUUGUAUUGCUAGAAGUCCAAUAGACGACGCUGCAGCCUAAAUUGCAGGCAAUCUGUCAUGCUGUUUCCCACUUCCAGUUGCCUCCGGUCAUCCUGGAGCUGCAAGGCUUUCCCACGCUAGGCAGCACUACAGUCCGCAUUUUUUGCCUUCUAGCAUCACAAAGCUGAUUUGUGGCCACAAAUCUGCAUCACAGAUUUCCGUUUUGAUAUGGGGAGGGGGCAUUUUUCAUUUUGAUACGAUCUACCCGAUCUUCAUCGCGUCGGACUUCUACAUUCUCCCCUACAACGGGGCGACCCGGAUGGUGUGCCCCAACACACUCCGCUACCCGACGGUGCAGGAGUGCGAGAUGAUGGCGAUUCGGGAGGGUUUCGGCUGGGGCGGCGAAGUUUUGUUGCCGCAGUACCUGUAUCAAAAGUAAAAAUGUCUGGGUCUGGAAACUUGUAAUGCUAAAAAUGAAUGGUAGACGCUACGCACUGCAGUACGCAGCUGUGCAUGGCAAUUUUUUUGGCUGCCAUGUCUUACGUAUUUCGCAUGGCAAACUGCGUUUUUGCAUGACAGGUGCGAGGGCUUUUUCGUGCCUAUGCAACACAGAUUCUCGAGUCAUGCUAGACAAGCAUGACAAACUUGCAUUCUUCCCGACCCAGACAUUUUUGCAUUUCAUAACCUGUCCGGCUGCGUGAUUCCGGUGGAGGCGGAGCUGGGGACGGCGAUUGUGGAGAUAUCAAGUGUAAAAAUGUCUGGGUCUGGAAACUUGUGAUGCUGGUUGGCGUAUCAUGAGGCGGCCACAAGUGCUGGCUCAGCAUGACAAGUUUCUCAGCUUCGAAGUGUUGCCUAUUCUGCAUGACAAACUGCGUUUCUGCAUGACAAAAAAACGGGGCUCUUGGGUAACGUGACAGACUUUGGGGUCAUGCUGGCAGAGCAUGACAGAUCUUCCAUUCUUCCAGACCCAGACAUUUUUACAAUCCAUAGGAGAUCGAGAAGGACAACAGCAGGACGACGCUGUAUUUCAACAACAUGCCGGAUGAAAACGUGCCGACGACGACCUCCACGACCACGACAACCACCACCACGACAACAACGACGACAACCACCACAACCUCCACUACCACGACCAGCACGACCACGCAAAUGAUCUACACCAAUAUGCCGCUCCCCCCGACCACGACCACGACGAGCAGCACAACGCACGCGCCGAACACCACAGCGCCGGCGCCCGUGCCAACGACGUCGACCACGACAACGAGUACCACCACGCUCAAAUACGUUCCGAUGCCGAAUACAACCCUGCCGCCAAUCGUGACGACAACGACCGCGGUGCCCACAACCACGACGGAGGCGCCGAUCACGUUCCAGGAACCGGAGAUCACAACGGUGGAGGCGAACACGACCUUAGCCGCGGAAACCACGACGGAAGUCCCCACGACGACCGAGGCGCCGACGACCGACGCCGCGACGAUCGAAGCGACGACGCCGGCCGCAACCGAGGAGCCCACGACGCAGAACGCGACCCAGGUGUUUCAACCUGUGACGCAGGCCGCCCCGGCCUUGCUGAAGAGAAACGAGGAGCAGUUGGACCCCGGGUUAGAUUCCAACGUCGAUGACGUCUGGCUGAACGGGGCCGACCAGCUGGACGGGCACACGGACAUGCUGAGCGAGGAACAGUUGUACGGCGGUGCUGAGACCACCGGGACGGACUAUCGAAUGCAAAUGUUUCUGGGUCUGUGAACUUGUGAUGCUAGUACAGUGUACUUGCAUCAUGAAAAAACACAAUUUCGACUGCAGCCAAAAAUUAUGACAUGACAACUUUGCAGAACGCUUUCUCAUUCCUAGGUGCGUUUAUUUUGUAUGACGAAAGAGUUUUUAUGGUUAGGCAAGACAAAUCUCACAGGAAAACGAAAAGGGUAAGACCAGCAUUACUAGAUCUUUCCAGACCUAGACACGUUUGCACUGCAUACGGACGUGUAUGAUCCGAACUACAUGGUCGAGCCGAUUUACGACAACCAAAAUCCGCCGUAUGACUUACCUUCUUGGCCGGCCCAACAUAGUCCAAGUAGUGGAAAAACUGUCAACUUCAUGCAAAUCGUGAUGACUGGAGGUGGAUCAUCUUCUAGCAGUGCGUCCCGAGAUCUGAACAGCUUCGGCAGGACGGGCAGUUUGGUUUUGCAGCAAAGUAAAGCCUCAUCUGCAGUCCUUAAAGACUCGUUAUCCGAGGAAAACGCGGAGCAAAAAGCGACCAUGCGAUGGCUAGGCAGAGCGGGGCACCGCGUCUGCACCAGGAUAAACCAGGUGAAAUUACUUGGCUACACGAUGGCGGGUGAUGGCUUCGACUGUUACUCGGCGAUAUUGUGAGGAAAAAUCUCCCUUCCCCAUAUUCAAAACGUAUCUUCUGAAAAUUUGUGAUGCAGAUUUGUGACCACAAAUCCUGUCUGUCUUGCUAGAAGGCAGAUCCAGGCUCUCUGCCACGCUAUGCAGGCGAUUUGUGAUGCUUCGAGGCCUACACGGCAGACGCCUGCCGUGCUAGGUGCCUACACCAUGAGGCUGAGGCCCCUAUCUAGGCUUGCGAUCUGCGUGCAGUCCUCUACUGCAAGACAAAUCUGAUUUGUGUACGCAGAUCCAGCAUCACAGAUUUCUUUUUUUAUAUAGCGAGGGGGGAUUUUUCCUCACAAUAGGCGACGCAGCGGAUUUACCGCACUGGCGACCCGGAAACCGAGGGGGACCCGGCGGCGUGCGCGUCGGAGUGCGAUAUGGACGGAAAGUGCUCGGUUUUGGUGGUGAUGCGGGGCUUGGAGUGCAGAAUCUACGAGGAGUGCGCGGAGAAGAAAAAGGCGCCGGAUAGCAUGGUCGUGUGGCUGUACGAGAAGAAACACAGUAUUUUGAAGUGAGUGUUUUUGACAGUAUGCGUAAGCUACGAAGUGAAGAAUUGGUUCGUAAUUUUUACUGUCCGCAAAAAUUUGGCAAUAUCCUUAUCCUCCAGCAAAACUUAAAACACCGCGUACAAAAGUUUGUCAUGCGCUCUGUGCACCAGCAUAAUCGCAUACUUAACGCUCGUCGUGCAUGAAAGACCUAAACUUUAAAAAUCCAGCUCCCCCCGUCGAGGUAGAAUUGGACGUCGACCUGGAGAACGAAGCGACUGAGAUCAACCAGAACCUCACCUUAGGAGACAAAAAAGCGGAGAACGGCACCACGAUUCACACACGAGAAGAGCCGGCCGAGGCCCUGAUGCUUGCGGAAAAGGGGCGGAGGCAACUCGGGAAAGCUGAAAUGCAACUCCACAAGUCCUCCUCUUCCGCACAGAAGACCACGGCUCUCGCACGGAUGGGCUACAUGACGGGAAAACGGGCGGAGACGAAACUAGACCAGAUUCUAGCGAGGUUCAACACGGGUUUUCAAAAGCAAAGAAUCCGGAAUUCCAGGUACAAGGGUGACCUCGGCACCGACUACCGAACCGCCUCUACCGGUGUUAUUGACGUGAACGGCGCGGCGAAUGGCUACGAACCGUUCGGGGAGAGUCUCGUCCGGUCGUUAACGUGCAACCCAGACAUGCAGAACUUGAUCGCCGACGUGAAAAACGGGGGCACAGUGUAUGGCUGUUCUGCGGUGUGCAACAGCACGGAGGGCUGCGGGUUCUUCGCGUAUUCCGACGACGAGUCGUGCGACAUCUACAAGUAUCCAUUGCAAAAGUGUCUGGGUCUGGAAGGGUACGCCGUUUGUCAUGCACAUUUUGCAUGAUCCAUGAUGUCUGUGGUGCAUGCCCUAGCAUCACAGAUUUUGUGACGGCUCUCUGAUGCCCAUGCUGUGUGAGAAAUGCCUACUCCGCGUAGGAAAUAGUGGACCUCUUUUGCGGUUCAUGCAAUACAGAUUUUACGUGUAAUCCAUAGGCAGCAUCACAAGUUGCCAUCUUCCAGGCCCAGACAUAUUUGCAGUUCAUAACAAGCGGUGUGACGAGAUGAUUCAGGCCCCGAACUACCGCGAGCGCGGCGGCUAUCCUGAGUAAAAACGUACCCACACCAGAGUCAAGAUGGGGAAUCGGCUAGACAAAUCCACAAGUUUUGGCUGUUUUGCAUGACAAAUUUGGAUUCGUAGUGUAGUGCUGUUUGAGCUAGCUCAGCAGCGUCACAGAUCUAGCAUACCAUGCUAAUUGGAGUAUGACAAAUUGCAAAACACGACUAGAAAACGCUUCUCAUGGGGCUCCGCAUGAGAAACAUUUUCAGCAUGCAGAUUUGCAUUACAACUCUGGCGUGGGUACGUUUUUACUCAGGAUAGCGGCGUGAUGAUCUACCGGAAGGAGCUCCGGCCCCGGACGAAUGUGACCUGUGGCGAGACGGACUACUUUUUGACGGCGCCCGGCUUUAACCACUGCCCGACCGCAUCAAAUGUAAAAAUGUCUGGGUCUGGAAGGGUUGGAACUUGUGAUGCAAACUCUGGAACACACAAAAAUUUGUGUUGCAUGAGCGCCAAAAGCUGUCCACUUCUUGGCACGCAAGCAGGAAGUUUCUCAUGUGGGAGAAGCAUCGUGAGGCGUGCUCAAAACCUGUGAUGCUUUUGCCUGCAUCAGACGCCAUUUGCGUGAUCCGAAAUAUGCAUGACAAAUCUCGCAAUCUUCCAGACCCAGACAUUUUUACACUUGAUAAACCGGCGUGCGGUACGAAUCUGCUUCGGAAGCGGAGUUAUUGCAAUGAAAAAUGCCCCCACCCCCGAACUUCUUGGGAGCAUUUGUAUUGCAAACGGUUUGCAAUACAAAUGCUCCCAAGUUCGGGGGUGCAUGUUUCAUUUGGAAAGGUUUAACCUUUCCAAAUGAAACAUGCGCCCUCUUGCAUGUAUCGGCAUCACAGAUUUCCGAUCGUGAAUAGCAAAAAUUUGUAUUGCAAAAGAUCCCAGCAAGAGCGGCGCUUGUCAUGCAAGCGCUGCGACACACACCUAGACUCUGUAUCACAAAGAUUCAUACUCCUUUUAUGCAUGACAAAAACCUUUCAUUUGGAAACUUUGCAUCAGAAACUAUUGCAAUUUCAGGGGUGGGGGGCACUUUUCACUGUAAUAGGAGUGUCGGGACAUCUACGAGAACUUGUGUAAGGACACACUGAUCAACAUGGUCACCAAUGUCCCGUUCACCUUUGCGGGCGCCAAGUCCUUCGACGAGCCGUCCGGCUGCUUUGCGAAGUUAAUGGAGAGCGAGACCAGGGGGGUCUACAACGUGCAGCCAGAUUCCGGUGCGAUGGGGAAAUACGACCACCUGCUCUGCAGCCGUAUUUUUGAAAUGAAUUUAUUUCGUCGACUACAGUUUUUAUGUGUCAUCUUGUCUACUCAACAUCUGUGUUGCAGCAAGCAGUGACUUGCAGGGGUGUAAUUUCUCAUGCGUAGUAGUUCUCGCUAAGAUGCAAGAGAAACUCCAUUGUGCUCUCUCACGUCCUCCAGGUAUCCCGACCGAGAAGAUCGAGUGUGGCGACUCCGGCUACGUCAUCGCCCCAAAAGGUGCGAAAAAGUGUCCGGACGGCACGCGCUUUGCGCACCCCGCGGACGGGACGAUGUGCGGCGAGAUUUGGAACAACGAAUGCGGUAUCAAAUGUAAAAAUGUCUGGGUCUGGAAGAAUGCAACUUGUGAUGCUGUAUUUAGAUUCCAAAAGAAUCUGUAUUGCAUGAGUAGCAAACGGAAUGCAAUUUUUGCUACGCUGAGAAGGCAUUUGUCAUGCGGAAUAGGCAUCAAGAAGCCCUCAAAAAAUCUGUAUUGCUAGGGUAUGCAUCACAGACAUCAUGGCUCAUGCCAAACGUGCGUGACAAGUGUCAGAAUCUUCCAGACCCAGACAUUUUUACAGUUGAUAUGCGGGCCGAUAAUCCGAGAAAUGUCGCCCAACCACAUUCAAACCUUUUCCGAAAUCAACUCGGAUCAGUUCCCGCCGGGGUGUUUCUUCUCCUUAGGGCCAAACGAGAAGUACGGGGCCUACAACCAGGGCGGGGAGUAUGAAGAAGGGGCCGCGAAAAUAGAAAACCCGUAUCAGCGGCUACUGUGCACAAGUACUUUCCUAUUCUGGUUGCGUUUCAUUUUUUUAUGCUUGAUUUUCAUGCUUGUUGAGCAUCUUUGUUUGUCAUGCGCAUCUAGCCUGGCAGAAAACAAACUAAUUCUACUGUGAUACGCAAGAGGUGGUAAGUAAAUCAAGACACAACCCACAGGUGCCGAGGCCGAAGAGAUCAAGUGCGGGAACACGAAUUUUUACCUGCCCCCGCUAUCAAAUGCAAAAAUGUCUGGGUCUGGAGGAAUGCAAGUUUGUCAUGCUUGUCUGGCAUGACUCGAGAAUCUGUGUUGCAUAGCGACGAAAGAGCCCUCUUAACUGUCACGCGAAAAGGUAGUUUGCCAUGCGGAAUACGUAAGACAUGGCAGCCACAAAAUUUGUCAUGCAUAGCUGCGUAUUGUGGCGCGUCUAUCAUUCACUUUGAGCAUUACAAGUUUCCAGACCCAGACACAUUUGCAAUCCAUACCCGCCGAUGGAAAACAAGUGUCCGGAAGGAGCGCGGUACGCAGCUUUCAACGAGGACGAGUGCAGGACGAUCUACAAGUCGCACUGCGAACUCACGCUGAUGGCAAAGUUCCCGCAUUUGAACAACAAUUUUAAGACGGACCUGGACAACGACGAUCUCCCCGGCGGCUGCACGUUUGUGCUGGGGGGCGCGAUGGAAAACUACGCGGGAUUCAACCAAGGAGGCAGCUUAGACCCGGACAACAGACCCAUUAUCAUGGAAAGCCAAGCGAGAAUACUCUGCCUCCGAGGUACAGUUGAAGCUUUGCUUAAUUUGUUUUAAGUGAUCACUCACAGAUUUGAUAUUGAUUUAUGCUAAGAAAGCGCUUCGUAGUGCCUCGCUAAGCAAGUAAUUUUUUGCCGAAGGAGCAGCGUUGCACUGAAAUGGCCCGGCGAUUUAGUGCCUCCAUUAAGCAGUGCCUUUUUUGAGUGGCGCCUCGCUUAAGUAGUGCAGCGCUUGAGUAGUGCCGCGCUUAGGUAGUGCCGCGCUUAGGUAGUGCCUCGCUUAGGUAGUGCGUCGCUUAAGUGGUGCCUUGCUUAAGUAGUGCGUCGCUCAUGUAGUGCCGCGCUUAAGUAGUGCCACUCGCUUAGGUAGUGCCUCGCUCAAGUGGCGCCUGGCUUAAGUAGUGCGUCGCAUAAGUCGUUCUGCGCUCUCGUAGUGCCGCGCCGAAGUAAUGCCACACUUAAGUAGUGCCUCGCUUAAGUAGUGCUGCGCCCACACAGUGCCUCGCUUACGUAGUGCCUCGCUCAAAUGGCGCUUCCCUUAAGGAGUGCGUCGCUUAAGUAGUGCGCUUAAGUAGUGCCGUCCCUAAAUAGUGCGUCCCUUAAGUAGUGCCUCGCUCCUCCAGUACCUCGCUUCAGUGCUUCGCCUAGGGAGUACCUCGGCCGCUUUCGGCUGGUUUCCAUAGAUUCAUCUCACUGCGAACCAUAUAAUCAAAGACAACAAAUAAAACAAAUUAUUCACUCAGGCGCACCGGAGGACACGAUGCCGUGCGGGAACUCGCAGUACUACCUCAACGCGAAAGGCAAGACCACAUGCGACUCGUAUACAUUGCAAAUGUGUCUGGGUCUGGAAGAGUUCCAACUUGUCAUGCUAAGUCCGCUUCAUGCAAAAAUCUGUCUUGCGCCAGCACCAAUAAAACAAGUUGCACUUUUUUAACCAACAUGAGACGGAGUUUCUCAUGCAGGAUAGGCAUGAUAGAGGCAACAUCACAAAUUCUGUCAUGCUAGGUCCUGCAUUCCAGACCUCAUUGGGCAUGGAAAUUUUGCAUGACAAGUUUGUGCUCAUCUUCCAGGCCCAGACAUAUGUCCACUUCAUAACUCCGGCGGUGUGCCCAUUUCCUUCGACGACCCCGCGGACGACGACAAUCCGGGCGUCUGCAAGUCCAUCUGGACCCAGCACUGCGAGACCGCGCUGAACCAAGUGCUGCCCACCUACCGAACCCAGUACACCAUCGCGGCCGACGGGCCGAGUUUCUGCUACGCGUCCUUCGCCGCCGCGGCCGACGGGUCGAAGCAGGUCACGGGGCAGUACAAUUCCGCGGCGACCGACGACUCCGUUCAGCGGGUCCUCCACACGUACGAGCGCUUAUCCGCUGCAAAUAUGUAGUCUGGGUCUGGAAGAGUGCGAGUCUGUCAUGCUUUGCCGACAAGACAGAAAAGUCUGUCAUGCUUGGUGCGCUACAGUGCCACUUGUUUGUCAUACAAAAAAGCCAUUUGUCAUGCGGUUCACGCUAGACAUAGCCGCUCAGAAACUUGUCAUGCGCGGCCCCCCAUACAGGUUGCGCAUCAUUCGGACAUUAGCAUCACAACUUUCCAGACCCAGACAUAUUUGCAAUGCAUAGCGCUUGAUUUGCGACAACGUCGGGGGUUUCAUGUCCAUGGGCAAAGGCUACUGCGAGCUUGGCGCCUACAAUGGCGCAGCGAAAACGGCCGAUAAAGAUCAGAUGACGGAAGCGAUGUGUGCCGGGAUCUGCCGCCGGGAGUACGCGUGCCGCUACUUCUCCGUGAAGGCGAAAACCAAUUGCGUUACGUUCGAUGAGAACGCCGGCGAGUGCCCGGUCGGAACCGAUGUCAACACCGACCUAUGAAUUGCAAAAUUAUCGUUCUAGUAGAAAGCGCAUGACAAAAGUCCUCAGCGUGAGAAAUGGAAUUUGUCAUGCUGAUUUACCUUGGAACUGAGAUUUGUAAAAAUGCAUUACUGACUACGAGUGCGAUACUUUUGCACAGCAUAGGACUACGAACUGUAUAAGAAACUCGGUGGGGAGGAGCGCGUAGGCCUGGAAUCUCUGCAGGUCUCCAUGUCCUCGGAACUGGAGGGCGCGGAGGGGACGAAGGCGUUGGAGUACCGGGUUGGGGACAGUACGGAGUGGGCUACUGGCUCCUGCACCUCCAUAUGGAUUGCAAAAAUGUCUGGGUCUGGAAGGUUGGAACUUGUGAUGCUAACUUUGGACUCUAAAAAAUUGUGUAUUGCAUGACCAGCAACAGGAGCCCGGUUUGUGCUACGCGUGGAGGGCAUUUGUCAUGCGGAAUAGGCAUCAGGAAGGCCUCUAAAGAUCUGUGAUGCUAGGGCUUCCAUGACAGACAUUCUGUGUCAUGCAAAAACAGCAUAACAAAUUUCGGAUUCUUCCAGACCCAGAUAUUGUUGCGUUUCAUACUCCACCGCGAACGGCAACGGGCUGCAGUCCUGGAAGGUGACGUUUGUCGAGAGAACCUUCAACGAGACCGACCAGAGCGUUUUGUCCGUUGACGAGGUCUAUAAAUGCAAAUAUGUCGGGGUCUGCAAGAGUGUAAACUUGUGAUGCUAAAUCUGCAUCAUGGAAAAAUUUCCGUUGCGUGAUUACCAGAAGCCGUGCACUUUUGACGAAGUUGCGAGGGAGUUUCUCAUGCGGAAUAGGCAUGAGUGAGAUCUCAUACAGUCUGUCAUGCUAAGUUCUGCAUUGCUGACCUCGUGUGUCAUGGAAAACCCGCAAUACAAGUCUUUCAAUCUUCCAGACCCAGACAUUUUGCAUUUGAUAAAGUCAGGCGGUUUGUCACCAAAAUCGUGAUCUGGAACCGGGCGGACGACGCGCAAGAAAGGCUGAACAACGCGGACGUGGUGAUCGACGACCAGGUUGUCGCCAAUCUCGGUGAAGUGACAAGCAACCCCGCGGCCGGAACCGUCGUGUUGCUGAACGCCUGGGGCGGGAACUUGGAGAUCAGGCUGACCGACCACUUUUUGACGAUUUGCGGGAUCCACGUUUUCGCGGAGUCUAUGCCUGCGGUUUUCCCGACGGAAACAACGACCGAAGCGCCCGCGGCGGAAGAAUCGGGGACGAUCUCCCCGACGCACGAAACUACGACAACGGACCAUCCCCCGAUUCCGGUCGCGGCAGAAACCAGUACGACUACAACUACCAGUACAAGCACGACAACCAGCACGACCGAAUACGACGGCACGCUUAGCCCAUACAACACCACAACCACAAGCACCACGACGGAGAAAGAGGCGGAGUUUGUCGCGAGCACCGUGCCCGGCACAAAUAACGAUAAUUACGACGCGACGCACAAUAUCAGAUGGAAAUAUGUCUGGGUCUGGAAGGAUGCAAGGUUUGUCAUGCUUGUCUGGCAUGACUGAAGAAUUUGUGAUGCGUGUCCAAGAAGAGACCCUUUUUCUUGUCGUGCAAAAACGCAGCUUGCCAUGUGGAAGGCGCAACACUAAGCAGCGCAGAUACGUCUCAUGCUUUGCUGUGCAUUACAGAGCAUUCACUAUUUCCAACCCAGCAUUACAAGUUCCCAGACAUAUUUGCAAUGCAUACACAACAUAACCACGACCCACGCGCCCGCGGAUCAGUUUGUGAACAUUACACAAGCGCCGGGGGGCAGUGGCGGUGGAGGCGAUAGUGGUGGUGGCGGUGAUGCCAACACGGGGCCAACGACCACGCCCAACCCGGACGGGAGCGCGCAGACGUCGCCGGACAGCGCCACACUGACGAAGAGCCCUAACAAUGCCACACUGGUGAAUAAGCAGAACAACUUUUUACUAGAUGAACAACAAGAGCCUCUUCCAGUGAAGAUAGAUCAGAACGUGCAAGCCCCCGGAGGAACAAACUUCGCAGGAGCUGCAGGAGCAGCAGUCCCACUUCCGGGAGAAAUGAACGCGAUCCGCACGAGUGCGACCGAUUUUACGGAUCCGGCGUACGAUUCCGCGGGCGAAUUUCCGGCAGUGGAGGACUUGGGUGUGCAGCAAUAUCAAAUGUAAAAGUGUCUGGGUCUGGAACAAAGCAACUUGUGAUGCUGCAUUUGGAUUCCAAAAAAAUCUGUAUUGCAUGAUGAGUACCAAAGGAAAUGCAAUUUUUUCUACACUGAGAGGGCAUUUGUCAUGCGGAAUACGCAUCAAGAAGCCCUCAAAAAAUCUGUAUUGCUAGGGUAUGCAUCACAGACAUCAUGGCUCAUGCAAAACGUGCAUGACAAGUGUCAGAAUCUUCCAGACCCAGACACUUCUGCAGUUGAUAAGCAACAGCAGCCCACAGAACCCUUCGGCGCGUACGACCCAGCGAGUAAUGCCGGGCAGACACUUAUCAAAAUGAAAAAUCCCCCCUCCCCAUACCGAAAGGGAGAUUUGUGUAGCAUGAUUUGUGAGCACAAAUCACGUUGUCAUGCUAGAAGGGAAGAGAUGCGAAUUGUAGUGCUGGCUGGCGUAGGAAAGCCUUGCGCCUUUAGCAUGACAGAAAGCAACUGGAAACGGAAAACAGCAUGACAAGUUGCCUGCAAACGAGGGAGCAGCUGCGUCUCUUGGCCUUCUAGGAAUACAAUUCGAUUUGUGUACUGAAAUACAGCAACACAAAUUUCGUUUUGGAUAUGGGGAGGGGGGAUUUUUCCUCACAAUAACACUACAGCAAGAGUUAGAGACGCAAGAAAACCCAACCAAGACCCAGCUGAACACGCAGGGGACGGGGAUAGAAGGGGAUCCGAAUUCCCAAUCCUGGUAUCCCGGGUCGCCGCAGGGGGGCAGUGACGAACUGCACUACUUGGAAAAAGACGACCCGGAGCUGAACGGUAAAGCGACCAUCGUGGACUGGAUGCCAGGACAGCACGAGAUAGAUCCCAAGACAGACGCGAUUCCAAAGACGGAAGUGACGAAGUUGGAGGACUUGCAGUUGCUGGAAAAGGGUCGGAAGGUGGAAAACAUGGAGAGAAGUACUUCAGUAUCUUCUGGGGAGAAAAAUAAAUCUGAAGAAGAAGAUGCCGACCUGACGGAAUUGCUCAAGAACUGGAGUGGUAUUUGUACGUGUUUGAUGUCCAUACUUCUACGUGUUUUUUAAAAUUUCGUGCAACAGAAUGAUUAAAUCACGAAUUAUGGUGCGAGUCCUGCAUGACAGAAGGGAAUUCCACAACUACAUCAUAGGUGAUCAACUCGCUUCCGUACUGUCAGACCAGGAAGUAAAGUUCAAGAGUCAUAACCCAGUAUCGUAGCCUAGUGAAAAGAACACAUCGAGCAGUCAAGAAACGUAUACCGUUUUUUUUUACAGGAAUUCUACUCCUGGAGAAUCGCUUUGUAGGUCCAAGAAACGGGCGGCAAAUAAAGUCCUUACUGUUACAACAAUGUUGUGCGCGACGCAAAAGCUCAUGAACAAUGACAAAAGUUUGUCCAUUUUGAUUUACAGAAAUUCUUGGUUUACAAAGUUUUUUGACUCUUCCAAUUUUCUGUCCAUACCCCCCUCCAGCAGCAGUUCAUAGACGACCAGGCUCCGCCCUCCGGGGGCGCGCAAACCCCCGGCACCGCGUCUUCCUCCGGUGGCGGCAUUUUCAUGCAGAUGAUGAAGAAGGCCAUAGAUUUCCUGCCAAAUAUUCUUAUCAAAUGCAAAUAUGUCUGGGUCGGGAAGAGUCCCAGGUUUGUCAUGCAUAUUUUGUAAGACCCAUGACGCCUGUGAUGCAUGACCUAGCAUCGCAGAUUUUUUGGGGGCUUCCUUAUGCCUAAUCCGCAUGAGAAAUGCGCUCUCCGUGUAGAAGAAACUGGGCUCCUCUUGCUAGCCAUGCAAUACAAUUUUUUUCAGGAUCCAAGGACAGCAUCACAAGCUGGAACCUUCCAGACCCAGACAUACUUGCAUUUAAUAAUUCUGGUCAGGUCACAACCGGACGACGAUAACGCCGAGGGGCUGGAUAGUAGUGAGGAUGAAACAAUAAAAAGCAAAAAACAACACUCCUCGUCCCAGCACGUCAUCAAGCAAGACCUCCGAGACCCGCAUAAGAAGCUGCAGAAAAAGAUAACUACGAAAAACACGGCAUCCAACAAGCACCAAACCGCUUUGAUUCAGAACAAGAAGCAACUUCCGAAAGAAGUUCAGGAGAUUGUAGAAAAGGAGAAGCAAGACCUUGCCUGUUUUGAAUCAACCAAACAAGUGAAUGAUGAGAAAACAGACUUGCAGCACACCUGGCGGGCGUCGGUCGAAGACGGGAGUAAGUUCGUGACAAGGGUUUUCAUCGCCAACAAACCGGGCGAGAACCCAGAACUACUCAAAAACACAAAGCUGUUUGUCGACGGGUCAAUCGUGAACGAGUGGCGCGGCGCGGGGGAUGACGGCGUGUACAUUCCGAUCUACCGGAAAGCGAGGUCCUUUGAGCUGAAGUCCACAGCCACCGGCAAAGUCGCCGCCCUGCAGAAACCGUUUCCGGUGUGUAAGUUCCAAGUGCUGACCCAGUCCCCGAAGUUCCGACCCAUCGGCUGCUAUCGCGAUUACGUGCGGGGGACGAUGAGAACGUUGCCCGUGCAGAAGAUGGCGAUGAACACAAUGAACAGCGAGAACUUCUUUUCCCCCGAAGAAUGCGCGGUGCAGUGUCACGGGGUCAACGAGGUAUCAAAUGUAAAAGUGUCUGGGUCUGGAAGAAUUCGAGACUUGUCAUGCUGCUUUUCCAUGACCCAUGAGGUCUGGAAUGCAGGACCUAGCGUGACAGAUUCUGCGAGACCUUAUUAAUGCCUAUCCUGCAUGAGAAACUACCUCCCGACUUGGUCAAAACUGGACGACUUUUGGUAAUCAUGCAACACAGAUUUUUGCAUGCUGCAGAUUUAGCAUGACAAGUUGCAAUCUUCCAGACCCAGACAUUUUUACAUUUGAUACGAGGGGCCGGACUACAAGUAUUUCGGGUUGCAGAAGUCCGGGGAGUGCUGGUGCGGGAAUAGCAUGCCGGAUAUCGAAGAAAAAAACUGCGUUAGUGUAGCUGUCUUGGAGUGACAGCAUGACAAAUUGGCUCUGCAUGACAGAAAAAACCUGUCAUGCACGGCUAGUACGUGGAAACACAUAUGCAAAGAGGACGGCAUGGUUAGCCAGCAUGAGAAAUGUAACUGCGUAGCGUGCUUUGCAUGACAGACUUACACGGACACGGUUUUUUCCUUGCAUGCCGGAGCUGAAAGUAAAGCAGAAAUUUUGCAACAUGAAAUGCUCGGUGGAAACAAAACUGCCGAGCGGCACGACUUGCGGCGGCGACUGGCACAACUCGGUCUUCGAAAUGACCGAACUGCCGCGUACUUUUGCUGAUUUGUGUAGAAGUUUUGUGUCGCGGAAGUAAAACUUAAACUUCUGCAGAAACAGGACACGAUUAUAGAUUUUUGAGUUUUUCUCCAACUACAGGGUUGUCGUCAUGUGUAAUGACAAAAUUCCUUUUGAUUUUAGCUGUUCUCGUCUUACAUGAUAAAAACAAACACCCCAGCCGGCGUCGACCGUGUAGACCUGGAAGCUUUGGAAAAGCAGCAAAGCACGCUGCGAAAAGUUGUGGACCAUAUCAAAUGCAAAUAUGUCUGGGUCUGGGAGAUUGCGAGACUUGUCAUGCUAAUCUGGCAUGACUCUGAACUCUGUAUUGCGUGGCCGCGAAGAGCUCCUCUUGCCUGUCAUGCAAAAACGCAGUUUCUCAUGCGGAGUACGCAACUCAGAACCACGGCAACACUUGUCAUGCUGGGCAGCGCACUACAAUGCUUCCACUAAUCCCUUCCUUGCAUCACAAGUUUCCAGACCCAGGCAUAUUUGCAAUGCAUAGACAACCUGCAGACGCAACUGCGCAUCGCCGGGGGGGAGGAAGCGAAGACGCCAGAUACCAAAUGUAAAAAUGUCUGGGUCUGGAAGAAUGCAACUUGUGAUGCUGAAUUCUGUAUUGCAUGAGCAGCAAAGAGAGUCCAAGUUUUGCUACACGCAAAGAGCAUUUGUCAUGCGGUAUAGGCAUCAGGAAGCCCUCACAAAAUCUGUGAUGCUAGGGCAUGCAUCACAGACAUCAGGAGUCAUGCAAAAUAUGCAUCACAAACCUAGUAAUCUUCCAGACCCAGACAUUUUUACAUUUGAUACCAGACCCCAGCAGCCCGAAGGCCGCCGCCAGGAUGAAGCAGCAGUUGGGCGGGGCCAUAAUAGACUCGCGGGAAGAUGAGCAAGGAAAGCCUCGAGAGAAAGUGCCAGAUCAGGAAGUGCUGCGGUUCAGGAGGCCGUGAGACCAGCACAUGAUUUGGGUGCAGCUUUUGUGGAGGUGAAAGCGGGUCUAAUUUGCUUCCAAUUAGAUACGUAUUCAAACAAGUUUUUUCGUAGAAAUCAAUUUUCAAGAAAGUCGCUUUAUGUCCAUUCAUUCGACAAGCUGAAGCUUAAGGCUGUUUCGUAAAGGCUUUUAUUCAAAACAUCCCAUUAAAGACAAAAAACUUGGCCCGAUUUGUGAGGGAAAAGCCUUUCCAAGAAAGACCCGCCACGAAAAAAGGACCGUAAAACAAACCGUUAAAAGGGAACAGCUGAUACUCAAAAACACCGACUUUAUUAGGGACCGAAUUUCUAUUUUCAUUCUAUCCGACAAAAAAAAGAGCAUUCACAGUCGCCUGCGUUAGAUGCGGGAGCCUGUGAAGAUGCUUUAGACAAUAAACACACAUCUAAUGACUUUACCUGGAACAACAUUUUUACAUAUUGGAGGUUUUUUAUUGUUUCGCUUUAUCACGCCAGGGACAGGGUUUCGAAGAAUUCAAAGCGCGUAGUUCGGAUUUUGUUUUGAAAUUUUACGUCGCCGGUAGUACUUAUCCGUAGGAAUACGGACAUAUGUCGUGCAAGGGCGCACUACUGUGCCCCCCUAGUCUGAUUUUUUGAAAAAAGUACACUAAAGAAAAUGUUUCGUGAUCGUGCAUGAAAAGAACGUAAAGACUUUGACAUUGCUUUGCAACAAUGCCUUGUACCUAGAGCCGUUGUAAUGGACGCCGGAUCAUACUACUACAUGAAACUCAUUCUGCUAGAAUCUCGG
This is a messenger RNA of Amoebophrya sp. A120, 19892 nucleotides long. Lineage: Eukaryota; Dinophyceae; Syndiniales; Amoebophryaceae. The record is from the annotation of a GenBank genome assembly.